Messenger RNA from Passer montanus (Eurasian tree sparrow), 1454 nucleotides. RefSeq names its product antioxidant 1 copper chaperone (gene ATOX1). Gene Ontology annotation, biological process: copper ion transport. The transcript is spliced from 3 exons. NCBI's taxonomy places the organism in Eukaryota, Metazoa, Chordata, Aves, Passeriformes, Passeridae. The record is from RefSeq and is a predicted model, not a curated record. Gene Ontology annotation, cellular component: cytosol. Bases 114 to 329 code for a protein of 71 amino acids. Gene Ontology annotation, molecular function: copper chaperone activity; metal ion binding.
UGUCCCCCGCUCCUUCCUUCGGCCUCCGUGGCAUCCCCGCCUCCCGAGGCCGCGGCACGGCCCGCCCCUUCCUCCGCCAUCGGGGAGCCGGGAGCCGGGAGCGCGGCUCCGCCAUGCCGAAACACGAGUUCUUCGUGGACAUGACCUGUGAGGGCUGUUCCAAUGCGGUCACCCGUGUCCUGCACAGGCUGGGAGGUGUCAACUUUGAUAUUGACCUGCCCAACAAGAAGGUGUACAUUGACUCAGAGCACAACGUUGACACCCUGUUGGAAACCCUCAAGAAGACUGGAAAGAAUGCUUCCUACCUCGGGGAGAAGUCUGCACAGUAGCCUUGCCUGGUGUGAGGAGCUAGGUAUAUACCAGCUGCAGCAGUGUGAAAGAGAGACAUCUGAGCUUUUUUCCAGCUCUCCCAGUAAAACAGCCAUCUUCCUGGAAAGGACAGAUUUAAAAAGACCUGCAGGUCCAGCUUCAGCAAACCCCUCCUGUCAGAGAAGCAGCUGAGCACACACAGGGACCCCUUAGCUGUUCUGCACAGCCUGUGUGAUCCCAGCCUUGGCUGUAGUGGAGAGGUAGAACACAGCCUCUGUGCCAUUCCCGGAUUAACCUAGAGUUUGCCAGAGCAUUCUGUGCAUGAAAACAAAUCCCAGACACACUUAACAGCUGGCCAGAGAGAGUGGUGGGCCCCAGCAAUGGCAGGGAGGGUGAUGGGACACAAAGAGCCCUUUGGGUGUGAGGUGCUGUGGGCUGGCUCUUAGCACAAGGACCUCCAACAGCUGAUUCUCCUGAUUAGGCUGUUAAUCCUCCACUACACUUAAGGAUGGAAAAACAGCAGUUUCCUGGUACUCUUAUGGGUGUAAAAUGUUGGUUUUCAGAAUAGCUCCCAGUACACACAUUCCCUGGCCAAUGUCUACUCCAGUGAAAACUGAUGGCUGCAGCCUGUCAGUUUUCCCAGAAUUCCAGCAUUAUGAAGACAUGUACAAAAUUCUGCUGACUGUAAAAUAUAUUGGCAGACAAGGUUCAAUUUCAGUGAAAAGAAUAAAGUGGGAGAGGGCUGCCCACUUACUGCAUGUGUCAUUCUUUAGUGUGCAAAAUUAUUACAUGGCAUCUCCUAAAAAUUUGUUUCUGUCAGUGCAGCUUUCUGAUCCAGUGAUUAUUUUUAAUGGUCUGGUUGGAUCAUCACAAAUACCCGGCACAGAUGCACUGAAACCAGUUCAUGCUGAUUUAAUUCCCAGUCAGUAAAUUAAAUCAGGGAUUUAUACCAGCAGGAAUUAAAUUGAUACAAGAAAGAGCUGAGCUGAUAGUGAUGUGUGUGCAAUAGAUCUGCAUUGCUUAAUAGGCUGACAGCAGAUUUCAAAGCUGCAAUUUGUAUCAUUUGAGCAAGCUCUCCAUGCUUCUUAGAAAUUGUUUAAAAUCGUAGCUGUAAUCAAAUAACAGCCCCACUUCAACAGAGGGAG